Molecule: messenger RNA, 420 nt
Organism: Arachis ipaensis
Lineage: Eukaryota; Viridiplantae; Streptophyta; Magnoliopsida; Fabales; Fabaceae
Source: RefSeq, a predicted model, not a curated record
AUGAGGCUUCUAAUGUCUUCUUUAAAUCAAGAUGAAGGUGAAAUAAAGAGAUUUGCUAAUUGGAUACUUGAUGUUGGAAAUGAAAAUAUUGGUUCUGUUGUUGGAGAUGAAUUAGAAAUUGAAAUUUCAAAUGAUCUAUUGAUUACAACUACUGAUGAUCCUUUCUCUCAUUUGGUAGACUUUGCAUAUCCAAAUUUGUUGCAAAAUAUGUCAGAUUACAGCUUACAGAGUCAGAGUCAAUCAUUAUCACAUGUAGGACUUUACUUGUCAAAAUCAGUGUUCACCCAUGGACAACUUUAUGUUGCUUUGUCAAGAGUUAAGAGUCGCAGUGGUCUCAGGGUUUUAAUUCUAGACGAAGACGGCAAUCCAAAGUCAUCAACAACAAAUAUCGUGUUUAAAGAAGUUUUUAAUAAUAUUUAG